AUGAGUCCAAGAGACGCCGUCCGGGCGUACGUUCUUCUUCGUCGGCCACCCGACGACCUAGAGAGCGCCUCUUCGCUCCGGGGCCGGCGACCUCCUUCGUCUGACUCGGCUCGUUCUGCGGCGAAACCGGCGUCUCCGAGUGUCUCCCGUUCUCGCGACAAAGAGAAUCGUCUUCGGCUCCAGCCUCUCACUCCUGCGGAGGAGAAGCGGUUGCAGGAGGGAGCUGUCACGUCCCUCUCGUUGAGACUGUGCAGCGGUUCACUCCACAUUUUGCAGUUGACGAAACUGCUUCGGCGGUUCACUGUCGACGCGCCUUCCAAAGGCACAAUGGAACCGGCGAACCCCGCAAAGGCCGGACAGGGAGACACGGAAGGAGAUGCACUUUUGAGGAAGGCCGAGCCGUCGCCGGGAGACGUGCACGACGAUGAAGACGAUGCGGAUGGGCUCGACUCGGGCGACGACGAGGCGUCCGGUGCGCCGAAUGCCUUUGCUCGUAAGGCGCAACGGAGAAGGCGCGCCGCCCUCCUGCUCGGCGAGGUUCUGCAGCGCGUCCCGUCUCUCCCUCUGUCUGACGCGGUCUCUGCAUCUCCUGUGUCUCCUCCCACUGCCUCGGCUAGGGGCUUGAGCCCAAGGACGAACGCAGGAAUGGCGACGGAGCGCCUGGAGAGGCGCGAGAAGAACGUGGCAGGGGCCGGUAGCGGCGAUGCGACCCCGCGGGAAGCAUGUGGGGCGCAGACGUCGUCUUGGGUGGAAGAGCACGACACCCUGUCUGAGCUUGUCGCCUUCUGCCUGGAAAACAUCAAUGACUGGUACGUAGUCGAAGGCGCAUGCACCGCGUUGCUUGCCAUCCUGACGCAUCACCGAACGGCUUUGAAGAGCAGAAGGCUUCAGCUGUCUCUUGACAGGUCGCCUUCUCCGUCUGAGCCGGCUGCAUGCCGUCCAUGUGGAGAUCCAGAUGCGGAGCAUUCAGAAGGGGAAGCGGCCAGCAGCUGUUCGCUCGCAGAUGGACAGGCCACGCCAACUUCAGAGCGCGCAGGCGAGCGCGGGGGCAAGCGAGAAGAGGCUGAAGAUGCUGGAAGAGCAGGAAAGCCACAGCAGCAGAAGUUGAUCCAGACGAUUUUGCGUCGGGUUUUGGUCGAUGUCCACGCCCCAUCCUUCGCUCAGAAUGUGCGGCAGUUGAUUCUCCGUCUUAUCCUGGCGCUGCUGAGAGAUUUCGAGACCGACGUUGCCGCGCUAGCGACGCGAAAGAGAAACGAAGGCGGGGUCGAUGUUGUCACAGCUGUCUGUGCACAGCUGGAGGGGGAGAGAGAUCCACGGUGUCUUCUGCUCGUCUUCGAGAUCGUCUCCGUCCUCGGGUCUAGACAUUCGUCGAUCAUGAAACGCGCGGACCUGGAAAAUGUAGUCGACGUCGCCAUGACGUACUUUCCUAUCUCCUUCAACCCACCAGCGAACGCGCCCAUGCCUAUCACAGAAGCCAUGCUGGUAUCGGCCUUCCACAAGGCUCUCACGGCGUCCCCACUGUUUUCCUCGUUCGUUCUUCUCUACCUUAUGGACGCUUUAGCGUCAGCGGGCGACGAAGACUUUCAACAAACGCUGGAGGAUGUAAAGCAAACGGCCACGGCUGUCCUGCCUUUCUUUCCUCCUUCUGCAGUUCUCGCCAUUCUCCAGCCUCUCCAGGGGUUGAUGCUUCAGUCGUGUUUUGACGCGCCGAGUGUACAUACACCUCAGCUGGUUGCGCUUUGGGCCCUCUUCCUCAAGCGUGCUUUGCAGGUGGAAGACGCGUUUAACGCGGAAGAGAGCCAGGAACCACGAGAAAGAGAAGACGAAACUGCAGACGAAAAGACGCUUCAGGACGGCAAAGCCGCACAGGGUGAAACGCCAAAGAGGACCGAGGAUGACCCGGCAGCGGAAAUCCUUGGUGCGUCGUUGGAAACCUGUGGCGAACCCGAACAGCUUACUUCCUCUUCGGCUUCCGCUGCUUCAUCUCGUUCUGGGACCUCGUCCCGGUCGUCUGCAGGGUGUCUGUCUCAAGUUCGUCUGCUUCUUGAAGAGCUCUUUGCCCCGCUGCUGGACCCUCGUCAGCCCACCGGCGGUCCCGCGUGCGUGGCUGCGCGUCAAUUUCUUCUGCGGUCUGCACUCGCCUCAGCCGCUGUCUGUCGAAUGUCUUUGGAGACGUGCAUUCUCCCUCUUCUCAAACUCACCCUGGCCUCCUGUCCCUCUCCGUUUUCCUCUCAAACGCGCAGAAAAGGCAGCGGACAGACGCUCGCCCAGACAGAAGAGACUUGCUCACCGCCGCAGGGAGGCCGUGGGCGGUGCGAAUCCGCGUCGCCCGUCGAUGACGCGGCCCCGUCUCCGUUUUCCACCCAGGGAGCAGGAGACCCAGGGCGAGCAAAGGCGGCAUCAGACGGAGAACAGGGCGAACCAGAAGCCAACGGUUCACACGAGGAAACCGACCGGGCUAGAGACGAAACCGGAGGAUCGAGAGUCGGCGCCGUGUAUGGAUCAGACGGCCAAGAAGAGGAGGAACUGCAGAGCGCGUGGGACAUGGCUUCAGCGCGAAUCGUUUCGACGGUUCACACUGUCGAGCGCUUCCUCACGACAUGCAUUGCUGCUGGGCUCCUAGCGAACGAAGUCGCCUGCCCCCCGACAGACGCCGGUCUUGUUCUUCUUCGUCUGCUUUCCCUCUUUAGGAGGGCGCGCUGUCACCUGAUCUUGCGUCGGCGAACCGCCACGUUUCCUGUCCUGUUCCAGGCCAUCGCCGAAGUCGCCGCUCUCCCUCAACAGCUCUUGGAAUUGCGAGAGGCGACCAUUCGCUUGUUCGCCUCCGUCCUCGGUUUUGUUUUAACUGGCCCCGCGAGUGCCUCGUCUCCGGCCUCGACGCUGUACAGCGCCGACGCGCGAAACGCCCGCGCGCUUCGUGGAGCGGCAGGGGGACAGACGGGAAAGCGAACGGGCGAGGGCGAAGAGAAUCAACCCGUACAGGCGCGGGCCAACACCCAAGGCCCCGGGUCGCGGACGGAGACGAAGGUUAUCGACAGCGAACAGGCGAUGGCAACGCGCCGGAGCGACGGUGAAGCGGAUACCGCAGACGCGCAAAAGAAGGAAGACCAAGCGAAGGACCAGCAAGAGAGGGAAGAACUUGAGGAUGCGAGGACGUUUCAAGAGUACUGCGUGAGUCACUUGGAGAUGGCAAUCCGCCUCGAGGGCGUCUCGUCGCUCGUGACCAAUCCCUCGAGUCUUGUGCUUGGCCUCCUGCGGGCACUGCAGCAGGUUCUAUUGGCGAGGAGAGAAGUCUCACGUAAAUCUUUGUCGCUGUCUCACGUCCUUGAAGGGAUUGCUGUGGAGCGGAACAGCGCAACAGAGCAUUCGUCCUGCGUGCUGCGCUGUGGGAACGACCGAAACAACCUCGAAAGAGAUGCAGGCGGGCGCCGGGUGUCGGGAUCGAGUGAAUGUACACCUGAGGAUAGCGCCAGUGAGGCGGGCGUCCCGGCCGCGAGCGCGAGCGAACCGAACACGGCAGGGGCGAUUCGACGCGAGUUUGCGGAUGAGCUUUCGUCUCUCCCCGCGUCGCUUCUGCCGCGCAUCCUCCCCGACGACGCACGGCGGAGCUCAGGGGAGUGUCUCUCCGUCGAUGAGUCUCUCGCCACGUCGCUUUCGCGAGUCAUUCGGGAGUCGGGUACGGCUCUUCUGCGCGAAUCCCUCCCCUUCUCGGAGAGGAAAGAAGGUUCCCGUUCUCUCUCCUCGGAGACGAUUCGGCCCGUCCACAAACGCCACUCCGAAAACAACGUCGUGGGUCCGUCUUCACUUCUCUCUCUUGUUCCAACGGCGGUGUGCUUAGAGAUCUCUCUCGCCAUUUCUGCUGUCCUUCUUGGUCGGUCUAGCUGGUCUCCUUCUGCCUUCGCGACGCUUCGGAGCCGAUCGGGUCGCGCGCCCUUCCUGCAUUCCUCGCUCUUUCUCACUUCCGUGUCUCCCCCGUCUACGACGCGUACACUUUCCACUGGUCCUACGUGUCCGUCCUUGUCGUCUUCGACAGUUCGCCCGUUCACCCGCGGCGCAUCCUGCGACAGACGAGGCGAGAAGGCAGCGGGCGCCGCGUCUGCCGCGCCUGUUCCCGGGACAGAGGACGAUGCGUCUUUCCAGGAUCUCCGAAUGGAGACACCUGAGGGGAACUCGACAUCCACCGCUGGAGACGAGAACGCGCUGGAUGAGCUACAGCUAUCCAUCGCCGCUCUGUUCGUUGCGAGCGCCGCGCAGGCUGCGGGGACAGCUCCUGCUUCUCUCCAGGAGCGGCGGGAAACGCCAGACACGAAGAAAGAAGAAAGGGAACUGAGAGAGACUCCUGGGGUCGCGGCGAGCGUUCUGCGCACGGUGACGCAGUGCGUUAUCGCCUGGCUUCGAAUUGCGCAACUUUGCGAGGCCGCGAGGGCACGUGAAGACGAAACGAGGCACACCGUGACAAGGAACUCGAGUGAGGGACGGGAAGCUGGCGAGGAGCGAGGGGCGAGGACCGAUCGCAGCCACGCGCCAGCAACCGAGGGUGUUUGUACAGCGGCGCGAGUUUUGCGAGACGCAAUGCCUUCUUCAGAGCGCUCGUUGGCGUUCCCAAGCUGCGGGCCUUCGCGCUCCGGCGCCGGUGAAACGGCAGCUGAAGACAAACAAUGGGCGCCGCAUGCCCCGUUUGCAAAACUCCUCCUAGCGCUUCAACAAGCAGUCUGCGCGGCUGACUCGACGCCGAGCGCGCCUUGUUCUGAUUCUCUUCUUCCUCACUUGCGCUGUCUUGUCGAUCUCCUCCUGCACACCUUGCCUGCCGGGGAAGCAAAGGCGCUGGGCGUUUCGCUUCUCUCUCUCGCUGCCGGUCCGGCAAAGUGCCAGGACAAUCGCGGCGAACCAAAGGAGAUGCAAACGACAGACGCAGAGAGAGGCGACGACUGCAUCCUUCUUCUUGCCCCUGCGGUCCUGCCUUUCCUCACCGAGUUCUGGGAUGCGGGGGACUCGGACGUUCCAGCGCCAAAUGCCGCAGAGACACCGAGAGAAGUAGAGGGGCGGGCUGGGAGCGAUUUGUCGAGCCUCUUAGCCGGCAUUUUGGAUCGGUGUAUUUCUUUGACAGACAUGCGCAGCACUCAGGUGUCUCUGCUGCUCUCUCGCGACCCCUCGACCGUUCCGCCUCGCCAUCGCUUGGAGGAAAAACGACUCUCGGAGAAGGCCGUGCUCGAGGUCGUCGAGGCUCUUUUGUAUUUCGCGCCCGACGCGCGCACGCUGCGGCGCUUGCUGGCCUCGCUGGACGCAGGCGACGGACCUCGGCGUGGCGGCGAGGACGCACACCGCGAGCGGGAGGAAGAACGAAGAGCUCGAUCCAGAUCCUCAUCGUGCUCCCCCGCGGAGCGGUCUCCGGCGCCAUGGGAACGCGAGGCCCAAGCAACUCUGUGGAGACAGGCGACAGUGAAGAUGCUGUUUCUUCGCCAGGAGAGACAUGCAUGUGAGGAGGACUUGGCAUCUGCUCGGUUGCGGGAACUUCUUCUUCCGGUGUUCUCGCCUCUCGACUCUGUGGGCAAAGGUCGGUCUUCUUCCCCGUCAACAGCGUUCGAUGCUUCCCUGCCUUCGCGGCGCCGCGGCGAGGCGUUACCUGGGGCACUGCCCGCACUGUGGCGAGGCCUGUCUUCCUCGCUGGCUGUUGCGCGGCUCCUCGGUGACCCUAUAGAACGAACGACACAGUUGCUCCGCAGAGAAGGAGAAUGCGGCGAGCGGGAUGCUGACCGCCGCUGGCUGGGGAGGAGGGGGGAGUCGCGGCACGGCGAAACUCAAGCGCGAGCGACAGACCCGAGACGCAACGCGGGACUCAAAGAGGGGGGACGCGGCGGAAAGGACAAAGGGGAAGGAAAGGCGAGAAACGAAGAGAGCGACGUUCUUCCAGGUCUUCUUCCGCUGCUGCCUUGUCCUCCUCCAUCGGUUGCUCGGAAAUCAAGGCAGAGAGAGCCGAGCACGGCGCCACAGAGAGAAGAAAAAGAGCGCGAAGUGCGGAGACGCGGUUUUGGAGAAGCCGAAGAGGAAACGUUUCUUCAUUUCCACCUCGCAGAUAUGCCGCUCAAGUGCGUCGCGCGCCGGGUCCUGGACGAGGCCAGCUCAGCUGUCUGUACACUGCGUGGGCAGCUCGUAGCGCGGGGACUCGAGGCCGCUUCGCGUUUGGCGUCCCCCCGCGAGACGUCCCCUUCGCCGCUACAGGUUCUUUUCCCGCAGGCGUGUCGAGGCGGGGAGAACGCGACUUUUGUUUUCACGUUUCGCGUCCGACUCGCGACACUUCCCGCCGCCGCGUGUCUCGCUCGCGCAGCCGCGUGUCUGCCUGUUCCGAACACCCUCCUCCACGGAGUCGACGACGCAUGCACUCGCCAGGCUUCUCCCAGUGCGCACUUGCUGGCGUCCCCCGGCGUCUCAGGCAUUCCGCAGCCGCAACGUGGUCUGCUGGCCACCGUGGUGUUAUGGGCCAUUUCGCUGUACUUCGCCAACCGGGCGGGUCUCCCUUCGCUUCAUCCCCUCACGCGCGGACUGCUCCAGGCCGUGAAGGCGAGCCGGAAAGCGCCGACUCGCCGAGGGGGGCGGACGAGCGAACCGGAGGACGCCGCCAGGUGCGUAAGAAAGGCGACAUCCCGAGACUGCGGGGUAGAGGCGGUCGCCAGGGACAACGCAUCGUUCGCUCCCGGAAACGGCGGUGGUCUCUCUGGUUCGGACGCGUUGUCGGACCUGUUCUCGGAGGUGACCUCGCCAUCCGGUAUUCGUCAAUUUGACAGCUUCCUCUGUGCGGUGGAAGAGGCCGAAGACGUUUUGCUCGCCUCGACACUUCUGCUGCUGCUCUCCGCUCAGCGGCGGAAACUGACCCUGCGUGGCGUCGCCUCUCAGCGCGCAGUUCUCGCUGCGUCGCCAUCCCCGUCUGCCGUUGCCGCGGACGCGCGCGAGGUCGGUCAGGAAGGAAGCGCACGCGCGCUCGCUCCUCGUUCUCGCGGCGACGCGGAGACACUGGGCCAACGCGACCGGGAGGCGCCAGUCGCCGGUGCCGGUGCCUCGGGCCAGGGAGCGCGUGAGAUCGGGGAGCGGGAAAAAGUUCCGCCCGAGGCUGUUGAGAAAGAACACGGCAAGGGCCGAGGGAAAGAUAUGGGGGGACGCGAAACCUCUUCGGGUGGCUGCGCGGGCGCGGCAGACAGCUCGCAUGCGCUGGAAGAGAUGGAGUUGCAGUUUCUGGACCAGUUCGUGGACCGUAUUCUUCCUUUCCUCAUCGUCGUCGCGCAACAAGGCGGCCGAGAAGAAGUGGAGGAAAUGGACAGACUCCGACGGAAGGAAAGCCAUCGGGGGGGUUCUCGGCGCUGCGCGGUGCCAAAGGGAGGCUUCGCCGCGCCCCUUCUGCGCCUGCUCGCCCUGCAGGCGAUCAUCAAUUUCGCCGACAGGCCUCUCGGUGGCGUUCUCAAGAUGCAGAAAGAGGUUAUCGCAGGAGUUUCCCCCGCCCUGGACGACCCCGUACGCGUCGUCAGGCGAGCGGCCGCUGUGUGCAAGAACCGCUGGGCAGUGUUCGAGUGA
Neospora caninum is the source of this 7563-nucleotide messenger RNA. RefSeq lists its product as hypothetical. NCBI's taxonomy places the organism in Eukaryota, Apicomplexa, Conoidasida, Eucoccidiorida, Sarcocystidae. Gene Ontology annotation, biological process: iron-sulfur cluster assembly. Bases 1 to 7563 code for a protein of 2520 amino acids. The record is from RefSeq and is a predicted model, not a curated record. Gene Ontology annotation, cellular component: cytosolic [4Fe-4S] assembly targeting complex. The transcript is spliced from 3 exons.